AUAAGUAAUAUUUAAUACAAAUUUUCACUUUGCCAAUUGCCAAAACACAAUCAUAAUUUUUGAGCGGCAAAAUUAAAACUCAAUAACAGUAAACAUUGAUAUUUUUUAAUUUAUUAGUUUUAUAGGAUGCGUGUCACGUUUACCAGUGACCAGUAUUACCUACAAAUUACAGUUUAUACAAAAGGUUAUCAACAAUUAUGGCAUCAACUAAGUGUAAAGUUGAAUCAGGUAUUCAGUUACUAGUCCGAUUAACAAAAAAAUCAGGAAUUGAAAGAUUUUACCCCACUGUUUUUGGAAAUGGACCAAAUCAUGGAGAUUUUAUUGAAAUAUAUAGUGAAGAAAGUACAGCUUGUCUUCUCGCUGAAUUUAUAUGUGAAUCAUUAAUUCCUAAUGAAUUAGGUGGACCAGAAGCUAGUAUUAUAGUUUUCAAUACUGAUGGAAAAUUAACAUUGGAUUAUCUUAUAAAUGUAGCAAAGAAUAAAAUUUUAAAAUUAUCCAAAGACAACACUAAUAAGUCAUCAAAUGAUACCAACAAAUUACUUAAUUCAAUAUUAAAGAAUUUGUUUAUUCUAGAUACGUAUGAAACUACACAAUUUUAUAUAAGUAUACAGAAUUUAGAUUUUUUUUUGAUUAGGAACCCAAAUAUAUCUUUGAUAAUAUUUGAUACACUGACAGCAUUUUAUUGGGAAGAACAAAAUUUACAAAAAGUCAGCAAAAUGGAUUUGUAUUUAAAGAAGUUACUUCGUAUGAUAUACAAAGUUGUUAAAGAUUUUAAAGUUACAGUUAUGUAUAGCAGACCAGAAUAUUUUAGCACUAGCAAAGAACCUAUAGAAAAACUGGAACCCUGUUGUGAAUUUCCAGUAAUUGAGCAAAUCAAUUAUAGAAUACAGAUAGUUUAUAAUGACAAUGGCCAGAACCACAUUCAUGUGAGGACAUAUGAUAAGGAGUUUAAAAUUUUUUUUAAUAUACACAAUGGUGAGAUUAUGUGGAUGUAAAAAAUUACUACAAUGUAAGAAA
Molecule: messenger RNA, 1017 nt
Organism: Nymphalis io (European peacock)
Lineage: Eukaryota; Metazoa; Arthropoda; Insecta; Lepidoptera; Nymphalidae
Product: DNA repair protein XRCC2-like
Exons: 2
Coding region: 198-995 (265 amino acids)
Biological process (GO): DNA strand invasion; double-strand break repair via homologous recombination
Cellular component (GO): centrosome; Rad51B-Rad51C-Rad51D-XRCC2 complex; replication fork
Molecular function (GO): four-way junction DNA binding
Source: RefSeq, a predicted model, not a curated record